Messenger RNA from Salvelinus fontinalis (brook trout), 7860 nucleotides. Its product is annotated as ATPase family AAA domain-containing protein 2-like. The coding region runs from base 128 to 4615 and encodes 1495 amino acids. The record is from RefSeq and is a predicted model, not a curated record. Gene Ontology annotation, biological process: positive regulation of transcription by RNA polymerase II. Gene Ontology annotation, cellular component: nucleus. NCBI's taxonomy places the organism in Eukaryota, Metazoa, Chordata, Actinopteri, Salmoniformes, Salmonidae. Gene Ontology annotation, molecular function: ATP binding; histone binding; ATP hydrolysis activity. The transcript is spliced from 28 exons.
GAAGUGGUCCGCGAGCGAAUUUUGCCAGGAGAACUAGCGAAAGAGAAUGGCGCUUCAAUGCCGUGCUCACUGAGGCAGUGUACAGACGGAUAGACAGACUAAACAAGUGCAAAUAAACUGAAAAAUCAUGGUGAACACAAGAAAGAGCUCUCGGCAUGAGCCGAGCACUCUCUUCAUCUCGUCCAGGACCCGAUCUUCCGCCAGGAAUGAAGAACAUGAAGAACAUAAGGAUCCCAGCAGUGAUGUGAGCAGUCCUAGCAGUCCUGGAAUGUCCCCUCCCUCGAAGCGGACCCGUAGACAGACCCCACCAAGCUCCAGCGACAUCACUCCCUCGUCCCAGGCCAAGGGCCAGAGGGUCUCCUGGGUCAUGCCCACCCACCGCACCAGGUUGUCCUCUGGCGCCCUGCAAAAUGGACAUGCCCAUAAGGAGGACGGGGCAGGAGACCACUCUCACAUGAACGGCCAUGUUGAUCUGAAGAGGAGCUGCCGAGUGAGGAAGAGCCAGUUUGAACACCUCAACCAGAGCCUGCUUUUUGACCAGCUCGUCAACAGCACGGCGGAGGCAGUUCUUCAGGAGAUGGACAACAUCAGCAGCAUCAGACAGAACAGGGAGGUGGAGAGACUCCGCAUGUGGACCGACACUGAGGUGGAAAACAUGGACAUGUAUUCUCGUGUGAAGAGGAGGAAGUCACUGCGCAGGAACACCUUUGGCAUGCAGGCGCAUCACAAAGCCAUGAGCAAGACAGAGGAGGAAGAGGAGGAGGAAGAAGAGGGGACUGAAGAGUCUCACGGGGAAGAAGAGGAUGAUGAAGCGGAGGAUGAGGAUGAUGGAGAUGAGGCAGAGGAGGUAGGAGAGGAGAAUGACAGACCGUACAACCUGAGGCAGCGCAAGACUGUACAGAGAUACGAGGCGCCACCUAUCGAGCCCGUCAACAGAAAACAAACCAAUCCCUCCCUGUUUGACACCCACAGAUCUCCAGCUAGGAGAAGCCAUAUACGAGUGAAGAAGCAUGCCAUUCACAGUAGCGACACCACGUCGUCAUCUGACGAGGAGAGAUUUGAGAGGAGGAAAAGCAAGAGCAUGACCCGGGCCAGGAACAGGUGUCUGCCUAUGAACUUGCGAGCAGAGGACCUGGCCAGUGGGGUACUGAGGGACAGGGCCAAGGUGGGCGCUAGCCUCGCUGAUGUGGACCCCAUGAAUCUGGACACCUCAGUGAAGUUUGAAAGCGUAGGAGGGCUGUCCAACCACAUCCAGUCCCUGAAAGAGAUGGUGGUCUUCCCUCUCCUCUACCCAGAGGUUUUCGAGAGGUUCAAGAUUCAGCCACCAAGAGGGUGUCUGUUCUACGGCCCACCAGGUACAGGAAAGACCCUAGUAGCACGGGCUUUGGCCAACGAGUGUAGUCAAGGUGACAAGAAAGUGUCUUUCUUCAUGAGGAAGGGAGCUGACUGCCUCAGCAAGUGGGUCGGUGAAUCAGAACGACAGCUACGCCUGCUCUUCGACCAGGCGUACCUGAUGAGGCCUUCCAUAAUCUUCUUUGAUGAGAUAGACGGGCUGGCCCCAGUGCGCUCCAGCAGACAGGACCAGAUACACAGCUCCAUAGUGUCCACUUUGCUGGCGUUGAUGGAUGGUCUGGACAGCCGAGGGGAAAUCGUGGUGAUCGGUGCUACCAAUAGACUGGACUCCAUAGACCCUGCUCUACGGAGGCCUGGACGCUUUGACAGGGAGUUCCUCUUCAACCUGCCUGACAAGAAGGCCCGAAGGCAAAUCCUUGAGAUCCACACUCGGGACUGGAACCCCAGACUGGCUGAGCAGUUUGUGGAUGAGCUGGCUGAGAAAUGUGUUGGUUACUGCGGUGCCGACAUCAAAGCACUUUGCACAGAGACGGCCCUGGCGGCGCUGCGGCGGCGCUACCCCCAGAUCUACGGCAGCAGUGUUAAGCUGCAGCUGGAUGUCAGUACCAUCGUGCUGGGGCCUGGGGACUUCAGCCGUGCCCUGCGGACUAUCGUCCCAGCCUCCCAGAGAGCCCAGGCCCCUCCAGGCCGAGCCCUGGCCCCAUACAUACGCCCCCUACUGGCCAACACACUGGACACAGUGCUGGAGGUCCUGCUCCGAGUCUUCCCCCAUGCAGAAUCACAGCACAGGGAGAGUAGAGGAGACAUUGACAAUCUGCUAGAGGAGGAGUUCAGUGAAGAGGAGACGGAUGGAGCAGCUCCCUCCAUCUACCACCUCCAGCCUGGAUCCCCUAGGAUGCACACACACCCCUCUACGGCACACACACCCUUCCUACACUUCACCACAUCAGCUCUCCACCAGCCCACGUCGUACCGACCUCGCCUGCUGCUGGCGGGUCCCCCCGGCUCGGGACAGGGUUCUCACCUGGCCCCUGCUGUGUUACACUACCUGGACAAGCUGUCUGUCCACCGUCUAGACCUGCCCACACUCUACUCUGUCAGUGCCAAGACACCUGAGGAGUCCUGUGCUCAGGUGUUCUGUGAGGCGCGUCGGAGCGUGCCCAGUGUGGUGUUCAUGCCGCACAUCUGUGAUUGGUGGGAUUCGGUUAGCGACACUGUAAAGAACACCUUUCUUUCUCUGCUCCAGGACGUCCCCUCUUUCACCCCCCUCCUCAUCCUCGCCACCACAGAGACCUGCUACACACAGCUACCACAGGAGGUGAAGUUGAUGUUCCAGAGGACGUAUGGGGAGGUGGUCAGUCUGUCUCCACCUGGAGAGGAGGACAGACGGAGAUUCUUCACUGACCUGCUACUGGUACAGGCUGCUAGAGCAUCGCUACCCAGGAGACAUACAGCGCUGCAGUGUGAGGAGGUGCUACCGGUAGCGGAGACCCUGGACGCCAGGGUUCUCUCCCCCGAGGAGCAGCGUCGUCUGGCUGACCAGGAGGAGAACACUCUGAGAGAGCUGCGUCUGUUCCUCAGGGACGUCACCAGGCGCCUUGCCGUAGACAAACGCUUCAACAUCUUCAGCAAACCUGUCGACAUCGAGGAGGUGUCAGACUACCUGGAGGUGAUCCGUCAGCCCAUGGAUCUGUCUACUGUCAUGACAAAGAUAGACACCCAUAAAUACCUGACGGCUAAUGACUUCCUGGUGGACAUAGACCUGAUCUGCAGCAAUGCCCUGGAGUACAACCCUGACAAGGACCCCUCAGAUAAGAUCAUCCGCCACAGAGCAUGUAGUCUAAAAGACACGGCCCACGCCAUGCUGGCCUCAGAGCUCGACCCUGAGUUCCACCGCGUUUGUGAGGACAUCAAGGAGUCACGCAGAAAGAGGGACCUCCAGACUCCGGCCUUGCCGCCUGUCUCCCCGGCUGCCGUGGUAACCACCAGGAAGCCGGCUGUAGUGGAGAAUGCUGGAAACAGCACUCAGGGACAGACCAUCGACAAGCAGCACUGCAGCAGCAAUCACAUGAAGAGGAAAACGCGUCGGCGGCCAUCUUGGGGGCGGGGCAUCAUCAGGAAGAAGAAGUACUACAAGAAGGGAAUGGAGGAAGAAGAGGAUGAAGGUGCGGAGCCUGAGCCAGAGACGGCGGGACCCAGCGAUUCCUGUCUGACUCAGGAUGAAGAGUCUUCCUGCGACACCAUGGACCCUCAGCCCAACGGACACCACACACACCCUCACACACAAAGCAUCUCCAUGGAGGAAGAGCACUCCAACACGGCACCUAGGGGCCGGAGCACAGAGACCAAGACACAGGGGGAGAGCAGCACAGGGACAGGGCCCAAGAAAGAAGAGACACCGGCUACAAGCGACAAAGCCAAAUCCACAGACAAAGACCUCCAGUCUAAAAGCGAGUCUUCCCCAUCUGAAAGGGAAGAGUCUCAUUGUAAAGACGAGGGGCCUCAAGCCCAGGACAAGUUGAUCCAGUCUGAAGGUGAGGGGUCUAAAGAUGAAGAUCUCCAGUCUAAAGAUAAGGGUACCCAGGCCGAUGGCGAGAAGCCUCAAGACAAGCCUGAUGAUCCCCAGGCGAAACACAAGGAGGCCCAGUCCAAGGCUGAGCAGCACUUGUCAGCCCCUAGGAUGGCCACAGCUCCCCCUAUCCCUCGGGAGGAGUGUGUGAAUGGGGAUGAGUCCAUGGACAGCUUGGACUCGCAGGCCCUCAAGAGCUCUGAGACAGAGGAAGGUCCUACAGAGGGCACAGGUGAGGGGGCGGAGGGGAAAGAUGAUGUGUCGAUGUCUGCAGAGAGCAGAGGUAUUCAGGAGCGCCCUCCUCAGGACGGGAGGAAAGGAGACAUGGAGACGGGCGAGGAGGAGCAUGAGCAGGAUAGAGAAGGCGGGUCCAAGGGAAGGAAGUGCAGAAAGAGUCAAUCAGAGCAGUCGAAGGGUUCGGCUGACAUGACAGAGGAAGAGUCUCCACAGAUCCCUCCCACUCCGCCACCUCCACUAGUGGUCGAUCACCAGCGACUCACAGUAUGUGUUCUCCUCUCCCAGGCCCUCUUGGACACAGUGGUACAGAGGAGUGACGGCUACAGCGUGGAGCGUUUAGAGAGACUCUUCUCUCUCCUCAGUCAGUGCAUCUACCAACACCGCCUGGACUACGACAAGACACUGCUACUAGAGGAGAUGGAGAGGAAAGUCCAGAAUUUCAUUACAUUCCUGUGAGACUCAGCGAGACAGUCAGGUUGACCCUGAUUUAGACUCUGAACACACACACACACAUGCGAGAGGAACAGAGACCAGCCAUUGGGCCAAGUCCUAACACACAGAGCAAAUACAUCGCCCUGGUCUUAACGUAAACGACAGAACAAGGAAAAGAAGAGGAGACUUUCUAUGGUGCUAUAGUCUCAGGUACCCUGGUCGGACCCAGACCCAGUCUACAACCAAACGGACUCAUGGACACACACACAGGAAUGGUGAAAGGGGUGUCGCUGGUGCUAUUCAGGUGCUAUCCUAAUCCAUGGGGCUCUGGGGAGUAACUGACCAACAAAACAGAUUGGGUGAUGUCAUAUCUCAAUACGGCCUACUUUUGAACUGAGCACACACAGACUACAUGUAAACUACAUAUGUGCUUAGUUAUACUGACACACACACACACACACACACACAGUAAACCCAGGCACAGAUUGUCACCAGCAGUGUGUGUGCAGUUAGCUAGGAGGUUAAGACAGUCUCCUGUUUCGUUACCAUUGCUGAACCCAUCUCCUCUCAGUACUGAAUCAGCAUCAUAGGCCAGUCAUCUCAUAGAUACAACAGCUCACAGAUCAUACUGAGUCAUUCAAACAGCCUGCUUUGAUUAGCAUCUGGCUCUAAUCAAUACAUAUAAUUGAUAGAUUUUUGAUUGAUAUGGCUCUAAUAGCCGCCCAAUGUCCAUUAAAUGUUGUGAACGUGACAAUACAGUUAGUUCAUGUUGCACUGGUGGCCCAGAAUCAGAGCCAUACGUUACAUAUGGAAACAGAAAGAUAUGGCGGUGUUUAGAAUCAAUUGCAAACUGAUUACAAAAACAUGAAAUCCCCCUUAACAAUUAAACGUGUUACUGGAAUGCAUCAACAGAAACUAAGGACGCGUUUAUUUUUUAGCUUUUCAGUCGUAUCAAACAGAUUGACAUGCUGCUUGUGGAAGCUGAAUCACAUCUCUGUCCGGAAUUGUCCGUUUUUUUCAACACAAGCUGUGCCCUGCUAGUUUUUAUUUCCCAUCCACACCAAACUAACUGGAAGCGAUUUAAUUGGACACUUCUUGUAGUUUGCACUGCCUAGCAUGUGCCUUAUUUAACCCCCAAUGAACUUUAAUAUUUCUGAAAGAAGGGUUUUUAUCAACUGCUCUGUUCAAUGUAGUGCAGUACAGUGGGUUCGAUGUAGGCAUUUUCCCCUUACUAACCACAGAUCUAGGAUCAGUUCACCCAACUAUAACCUUUUGGGGGGGAUAAUAUCUGACCCAGGACCAGCGGACAGACGUCACUUCUACAGUACCAAACUCAGGAUAGUCACAGUAUGAAAGCAGAUCUGCUAAGUCUUUUCCUGCCCAAAUGGAAUAAGUAAAGAAGGAUUUUGAGGACAAUAGGGUUUUUAUUACUUUCAUGUGGAUGGAGGUAAAUUGUGGUGCCAAUUUUCCCCAAAAUAUAUACAUUUCCUCAAUUAGGUGCUGAGUUUGUGCGCAUUUGUUCAAAUUUUGACUUUUUCAAUUUUAUACGAUACGUUUGCAACGAUGUUUGGAUUGUGAAGCUUCUGAUGAUGAACAAGGCCAUUCUGUUGAGGUUAGAACAGCAUUAUAUUGUUUAAUUCAUUUUGUUUUUGGAUUGUCUACGCCUGAAGGCAGUGAGAAUGUUGUAAUCCGCUAUGGUCGAUCCAUGUUCAUCUUGUGGUAAAGAUAUUUGCUUUUCUACUUUUUCUUCUUGGCUUUCCUUGGCCAUGGAUUAGUCCAUGUUUUGACCAGAGUUAGCCGUUGGGUCAAACAGACAACCCUUUCUCUUUCAAAUCAUUCUUAACACCAGGGUUCCAACUCAGGUCUGGAGAACUACUAGGUGUACAGGCUUUUGUUCCAAAUAAACAACUAAACAUGGUCUUCAGUCUGGCUCACAAUUGGGCUGUAACAAAAUCCUAGUAGCUCUCUAAGAUUGGAGAGUUGUAAAAGCCCUGCUUUAUGCUGAUCCAAACUCCAACCCCUGAUGCUCUCCACCUCUGCCUUCUCUUGGAUCGCUGGGUGAAGAUUUAACAAAGUUAAAAAUAUGCAAACUAGCAUUUUGAGGCCUAAGCAUUGGACUACUGCAGAGAGAAACAAAGCUACCUCAGCUUAAUUUAUUUUAAUGCUAUGACAAACCGUUUACUGGGUGCAAACAGUAUUAGGCCAUGUUCCAAACUAUUGUCGCAACUCUCAUACUGCUAAGGUACUGGAUCAUCAGCACAAGGUCUGUGGCUGCUGCGGUAACACCAGUUUGUUUGUCUUUAUUGCAUUUGAGCCGAGACGAAACAUACAGCAUUUAAGUUCAAGCAAAUGUCAAACUGUAUAUUUCAGUUCUGCAGACAGUCGUCCUAAGUUUGCUUUCCUUUCAGAUCGUACUACACUAUUUUACAGGCUAUUGCGAUUCUUCUGUCCAUCUAACCACGAUCUCCUUUUACAUUGAGCUCGACGUGUUUGUAGACUCAUCUUUCUCGUGGUGUUCCAUUUUCUUUUUAUUUAUUAACAUAAUUAUUCAACAUGUUUGUCUUAAUAUCCAUUAACUGUCUUUGUAUAUUUGAAAAUUUAACAAAUUGGGAAGAGUUGUUACUCAAAGUUAUUUGAGCUUAGUGCCGAGGUAGCAGGUUUUGGAGCGUUUCGGGGAAUAAAGGAGGUUACAGGUGUCUCAGGUUUCUUCAGGCUACACUUAUUCCAUUGUGGUGAUUCAUUUUUUCUUGUUUUGUGGUUAUGGACUGUGGCAUACUGGACGAGGCUAACGUUGACUUAUCGGAAUUUUUACUUAAAAAAAUACAAUAGUGUGUCGCGGAAUCAAUUUGGCAACCAAGUAAAAUAGUUUGUCAGCAUUUUUUGGGGGGCAAAAUCAUUUUAAGAAUUGGGGAAUAAAAUAUUUGUUUUUAUAUUUGUAUCCUCAUGUUCUUGUCUAUACAUUUUAGUCAGUUUGGACAAACAACCAAUUUUUGUCUGGUAGUUAAACGAUUUAGUCCAGUAUGCAGAAUGAGCGCAAUUCUCCAUCACAACUUAAUUUUAUCUGAAAUACUGAGUUUCUCUUUUCGGGUGAGAUUCAUUUAGUAUGUUUUUUUUCUGUAGCAUCACCAUGUUUAAUUUCUUUGAGGUUAGUGUAUUGAACAUCCUUUUCCCCAUUUAAGUGUUACUUUAGUGUUAUAUUUUAAAUAAAACCUUUACUGUAUUUCUGAAAUAAACUGCUGUGAUAAACUUGAAUAAAGGUGCAAAUUGUA